AACCAUCGACGAUACGACGAUGCGGUUUCGAAACCUUUCAAGCCGUCAGUUGAGAGCGAUAAAUCGGAGUCUUCUAUCAUAACCUCCAAAACUAACAGAUGCCAAUGUCCCAAAGGGUUUCAAACGUUAGCAAAGUCCCCAAAAGAUAUGUACCGGAAAAUUUACUUUGAAAUCUUCCAUCAAGUCUUGGAGUCAUUGAAAAGCAGAUUCGAAACGGAUUCAUCACACUUUUUGAAGUCUUUGGAAGCAUUUACUAUUGGAAAUGCUUCAGAUGGUGACAAGAUAAUCACUUUUUAUAAUGGUGAUUUCGAUAAGGAUCGAUUGGUCUCAGAUAGAGACAUGUUUUUGGAAUUGACGAGUAGGAGCAACAAACCAGUACGAAAUUUGAAAGACGCAGUCGAAUUUUCGCGGGGAAAUGAGUGCACCUUUGGAGUUCUUCCUGAAUACGUAAAAUUCAUUCGACUCAUGCGUACAGUUCCGGGUUCUACUUGUACACAUGAAAGGAGUUUCUCUGCUCUGCGACGAUUAAAAAAUUAUUUACGCACAACAUUGUUACAAGACAGAUUGAAUAACAUUGCUGUCUUACACAUUUACCAUGACGUAGUUGAUAAACUUGACAACGAAGAAUUGAUGGACAAAUUUAUAACGCGAAAUGCGAAGCUUUCCGUCGUAUUUGCAUUGCGUCAGAAAUAA
Molecule: messenger RNA, 693 nt
Organism: Belonocnema kinseyi
Lineage: Eukaryota; Metazoa; Arthropoda; Insecta; Hymenoptera; Cynipidae
Exons: 2
Coding region: 148-693 (181 amino acids)
Source: RefSeq, a predicted model, not a curated record